Messenger RNA from Arachis duranensis, 2295 nucleotides. Its product is annotated as putative UDP-glucuronate:xylan alpha-glucuronosyltransferase 4. Lineage: Eukaryota; Viridiplantae; Streptophyta; Magnoliopsida; Fabales; Fabaceae. The record is from RefSeq and is a predicted model, not a curated record. Gene Ontology annotation, biological process: xylan biosynthetic process. The transcript is spliced from 3 exons. The coding region runs from base 33 to 1793 and encodes 586 amino acids. Gene Ontology annotation, molecular function: glycosyltransferase activity.
AAAAAAUAAAAACAAAAAAAAUAAGAGAGAAAAUGGGUUCUAAGUACUCUUCUUCCUCCCAUUUUCUUUUGUCUUCAAAGCAAAAAACUUUUGUUAUUCUCUUGCUUUUGUUCAUAAUCAUCCCACUCAUCAUUCCUUUUGAGAAGCCAAAUAGUGUUCCUAAUCUCACAAACAGAAUCAAGUUGGUGGAGAAAACAAAUUUAAAGCCUCCUUGGUUUGAUAUCAUAGAAAAUUCCAUUGGUAGAAGCAAUAGCAUUAACAUAGGCCUUGUUAACAUUAACAAAAGUGUGGAAACUACCCUUUAUCAAGAACUAACUUCACUUUAUCCACAAGUGGAGAAAGUGGUAUUCGUUGACUUCGACCACGUCGACGGAAGCUUGACAUGGAAGGAUCUUUUUCCGGUGUGGAUCGACGAGGACGAGAUAAACAGCAAGCCGAAAUGCCAUGACAUGCCAAUGCCAACUUGGGAAGAUUAUAGGGACAUCAAUGUGGUGGUUGCAAGAGUUCCAUGUGGGAACAGAACAAAAAAGGGAGGGGUUAGAGAUGUGUUUAGGUUGCAUGUUAAUUUGGUAGUGGCUAAUUUGGCUGUGGAGAGUGGUUGGGUGAAGAAAUUGGAUUCUUAUGAACAAGUUUAUGUUGUGUUCAUUGGGCCUUGUGAGCCCAUGAUUGAGAUUUUCAGGUGUGAUGAUUUGUUGUUGCAUGAUUCAAUGGGUGAGUUUUGGGUUUAUGAACCUGAUUUGAGAAGCUUAAGGCAGAAGACAUUGAUGCCUGUUGGUUCAUGCCAGAUUGCUCCUCCUUAUGCUGAAAUAGGCAAAGAGGUAUGGAGGGGCUACAUGUCACAAUCAGCAGCAACAGAAAAUUACAAUCAAACCAUGAUGAAGUUACCAAGAUUUGCCUAUGUUACAAUUCUUCACUCAUCAGAAGCAUAUGUUUGUGGUGCAAUAGCAUUAGCACAAAGCCUCCUUCAAAGAGAAUCAAGCACCCUUCAAUACAACAAUUACAUCAUAGAUCUUGUUCUUCUUGCAGAUGAUUCAAUUACUCCCAAAUCCAUAAGGGGUCUCAAAGCUGCAGGGUGGAAAAUCAAGCGCAUAGAAAGGAUCCUUAACCCUUUUGCUGAAAAGGGUACCUACAAUGAAUGGAACUAUAGCAAAUUAAGAAUAUGGCAACUCACUAUGUAUGACAAAAUCAUAUUCCUAGAUUCUGACCUAUUAGUCCUCAAGAACAUUGACGAUUUCUUUAGUUACCCUCAAUUAUCCGCCGCGCCUAACGAUUUCACGUUGUUUAAUUCGGGGAUGAUGGUGAUCGAGCCGUCGCAAUGCAUGUUCAAACACUUGCUAGACAAAACUUUAGAGAUCAAAUCAUAUAAUGGUGGUGACCAAGGUUUAAUCAAUGAAGUAAUAACAUGGUGGCAUAGGUUACCAAGAAAAGUUAAUUUCCUUAAGAUCUUUGAGCCUUUGCCAGGGGAGAAUGAGAGACAUGAGAUACCAAACGAGUUGUAUGUGAUGCAUUACUUGGGGUUGAAGCCAUGGAUGUGUUACAGGAACUAUGAUUGUAAUUGGGACAUGUUAAAAUUACAUGUUUUUGCUAGUGAUUCAGCACACCAAAGGUGGUGGGAGGUUUAUGACAACAUGCCAAAAGUGUUGCAAAGCUAUUGUGGACUUUCUAAGAAGAUGGAUGAGAGGAACAUGAAGAGGAGACAGAGGGCAAGAAAUAAUAGAAAUUUCAAUGAUGAUCAUUGGAACAUUCAGGUUAAGGAUCCAAGAAGGAACCGUCUUGCGGAUCAUUAUAAUUAAUUAAUGAUUAAUGUUAGGACAGUUGGAGGUAUCUUCUGAUCAAUCAAUCUACAUGAUGACAUAAUAUUUUGGAUCAAACUCUUGAGCCAAAAACACUCGCGACUAGCUUCAUAUAUCGCGAGUAUUUCAACAUGAUUAGAGGAGGUUGCUGGUAUCGUCUGUUUCGUGGACCUCCAUGAUAUAGUUGUACCACCAUAUGCGAACAGAUAUCCUAUUUGAGAUCUCCCUUUAUGUGGAUCAGACAAGUAUUCAACAUUUGCAUAGCCAACUAAUUGUGACUUGGAUUCAUAUAGAUAAUACAAUCCCAUGUCAACCGUUUCUCGAAGAUAUCUAAAGAUUUAUUUAAUUCCAUUCCAAUGUCUUCUGGUUGGAGAGGAACUAUACCUUGCUAGUAAAUUCACAGCAAAUGAUAUAUCGGGUCUUGUAUUAUUAGCAAGAUAUAUUAGCGCUCCAAUGGUACUAAGAUAUGGUACUUCAAGACAAAGGAUAUCUUUAUUUUCUU